Messenger RNA from Physcomitrium patens, 1862 nucleotides. RefSeq names its product metacaspase-4. Gene Ontology annotation, molecular function: cysteine-type endopeptidase activity. Gene Ontology annotation, biological process: proteolysis. Gene Ontology annotation, cellular component: cytoplasm. Lineage: Eukaryota; Viridiplantae; Streptophyta; Bryopsida; Funariales; Funariaceae. The record is from RefSeq and is a predicted model, not a curated record.
CCACUCUUUACGCCCUCCCAGCUCGAUGAUCCUUUGCACACACUCUCAAGAUUCCGAUACCCAUUUCCUACCUUCACUACGACUGGGUCGCAUCCCCCUCCCUCGUAGAACUGUUCCGAGUGCUCCCUGUCCCACCACCUCCCAGUGGGUGCUCUUAUUAAUGUGGGCUCGCAUAUCUGCAUCGACAACCCUUGCCCAUUCCCCCUGCAUUCCACAGAUCGUCCUGGUACUCAUUCCCAGGUGAGAUAGCGUAGGAUUGAGCAUAAUGUCGAAGCGUGCGUUGCUGGUGGGGUGCAAUUACCCCGGCACCAAGUGCGAGCUGCACGGAUGUGCCAAUGACGUCAGGCGGAUGAAAGAACUGCUGAUGAAUCGUUUCGGUUUCGACGAGAUCGACAUUCUGGUGAUGUUGGACACUGAUCCAUCGUUGCCCCAGCCUACUGGUGCUAACAUUCGCAAGAGUUUGGCUCAGCUAAUUCAGAGCACCGAGGCCGGGGAUUGCCUUGUAUUUCAUUACAGUGGCCAUGGCACUCAGGUGCCUGCAGAAUCCGGUGAGCAAGAUGAUACUGGAGCCGACGAAGCUAUUGUACCCACCGACAUGAAUCUUCUAACAGAUGACGACUUCAGAGAACUGGUUAACCAAAUCCCCGUUGGAGUGACAUUUACAUUCUUGUCGGACUCAUGUCAUAGUGGUGGUCUCAUUGACUCUGCGAAAGAGCAGAUAGGAAACACUGUCGUGAAUUACGCUAGUCUUCCAUCGGAGGAAGAAAAUGAAGGCGGCCUAUUUGGAUUGAUUGGGCAGGGCAUUAGCGCAUUUUCCGGCAAGAGAGAUGUAGAAGAGGGAGAGGAAGAGGAGGGUGGUUUUCGAGGACUUUUGUCCAAUAUGAGGUCCAGGUUCGGUUCAGGCAAUAGGGACAAUGACGAGGAGAGGCCUGACCUUCAAAACUUUGACUUCGAGUCGCAGUACUUGGAGGAGACAAGCCAGCAAGUGAAGAACAGAAACCUGGACAUUAACACAUUAUCCGAGAUGCUGAGUGAACAGGCUGGGCACCCGGUGGAAGUCGGAAACAUUCGGACCACUCUCUUCGACAUGUUCGGGGACGAUGCCAGCCCUAAAGUGAAAGUUUUUGUGAACAUCCUCCUCUCUCGAAUUCAGAGCGGAGGUGAAGAAGGGGGAUUCAUGGGCAUGCUAUCAAGUGCAGCCGGGCAUUACCUGAAAUCCAAACUGGAUUCCGAAUCACCUGAUGAAGCUGCCAACUACAUGGCCGCGGCUGGUAGCGUACACCCUUCCACUGCCCGAGCCGCUUACGGUGGAGUGCGACCAUCUGCAAGUCACCGUGCGCGUGAAGAUGCGGGCAUUUUGCUUAGUGGGUGUCAGCACAACGAGACGUCCGCCGAUGCCACACCUGCUGGAGAUCACUCGCAAUCCUACGGUGCUUUCAGUAACGCAUUGAUCGGCGUGUUGGCCGAGACUGAGGGUCCAAUCUCCAACCGUGAGCUAGUGCUGAAGAUCCGCGAGUCGUUGGCCAGCUCUGGAUUCAAGCAGCACCCGUGCUUGUACUGCACCGAUGAAAACGCCGAUGCCCACUUCAUCUGCGUUACUGAUUGAGUGCUGUUGUGCAUGGACCAUGUCACUGGGCUUCUUCAGUCAUGAAAUCCUUGGCAACGUUGCCCUGUAAAUUUGUAAUGUCUCAAAGCUUCUUGCGAGACACGGGACUGAGUGGUUGAUUUUCAUACAUCAUGAGUUGAAUUCGAAGGACUAGCCCCUUAUACUUGUGCGAACUGUAUCAAGGUAAUUAAAUGUGAACUGCACCCGGGUUACACACUUCGAAUAAACACUGAACCCUAUGGUUGCUUCCAUGAAA